CAAGAGAGGCAGCGCCAAGAAGAACUUAGUCGCAACAAAGCUCAAGCGGAUCUCGUCGCUUUUUUCCAGCUCUACGACGCAAAGUGGCAAGAGCUCAGGCUGAGCCAGAAGUUGACUUCAGUCAUGCUCUUCGAGAUGCCGUGGCCCACCUUUCAGCAAGGCUGCGCAUCCCCCGAUGAUAUAUCCCGCCGCAGCGUGGAGGAAUUCAUCUUCCACCCCCUCCGCCCAGGGAUGGAGACCAAGUCGCGCAAGGACCGACUGAAGGUAGAGAUACUUAGAUUCCACCCCGACAAGUUUAACUCGAACAUCGUGCGCAAGCUGCGGGAGUGCGAUAGGGAAAAGGCGAGCGAAAUUGCGGGAGCACUGGCUAGAAUACUGACGAACAUGAUGACUGAGGAGGUUCAGAAAGAGACGGAUAAAUAG
Suillus subalutaceus is the source of this 423-nucleotide messenger RNA. RefSeq lists its product as uncharacterized. The annotation marks the transcript as partial. NCBI's taxonomy places the organism in Eukaryota, Fungi, Basidiomycota, Agaricomycetes, Boletales, Suillaceae. The record is from RefSeq and is a predicted model, not a curated record. The transcript has a single exon.